CCGGGGUGUGGUCGCCCCGCGUCCCGCCCCGCUCCUCUCCUCGGCUGCCGGCGCCGGCUCGGUGGUGGCUCUGGUCACACAGCUUCCGCAACGCAUCGCAGCUGCCGCCCGGCCCGCCAGCUCCUGGGACCAUGGCCAACCUCGAGCGCACCUUCAUCGCCAUCAAGCCGGACGGCGUGCAGCGCGGCCUGGUGGGCGAGAUCAUCAAGCGCUUCGAGCAGAAGGGGUUCCGCCUGGUGGCCAUGAAGUUCCUUCGGGCCUCGGAGGAACACCUGAAGCAGCACUAUAUUGACCUGAAGGACCGUCCCUUCUUCCCUGGGCUGGUGAAGUACAUGAACUCAGGUCCAGUGGUGGCCAUGGUCUGGGAGGGGCUGAAUGUGGUGAAGACAGGCCGAGUGAUGCUUGGGGAGACCAAUCCAGCAGAUUCUAAGCCAGGCACCAUUCGUGGGGACUUUUGCAUUCAAGUUGGCAGGAACAUCAUUCAUGGCAGUGAUUCAGUAAAAAGUGCUGAAAAAGAAAUCAGCCUAUGGUUUAAGCCCGAAGAACUGGUCGAUUACAAAUCUUGUGCUCAUGACUGGGUCUAUGAAUAGAGGUGGACAAACAGGAGUCCCCGCCACUAAUGCCUGAUGGGUCUCUGGACACAGCUGUUCAUUCCACAGACCAGAAGCAAUAGGAUGGAUUUUUUUCUAAAGUGUUAUUUACCUACCUAUAAAGCCUUGGAA
Messenger RNA from Castor canadensis (American beaver), 722 nucleotides. Its product is annotated as nucleoside diphosphate kinase B. Gene Ontology annotation, molecular function: nucleoside diphosphate kinase activity. Gene Ontology annotation, biological process: UTP biosynthetic process; GTP biosynthetic process; CTP biosynthetic process. NCBI's taxonomy places the organism in Eukaryota, Metazoa, Chordata, Mammalia, Rodentia, Castoridae. The record is from RefSeq and is a predicted model, not a curated record.